AUGAGUAUAGUAGGGUUUCUUCUUUCUUAUGCAUGCAUUUGUGUAAACAAAACACUUUCGAUCCACACAAAAAAAAAAAAAACACUUGGUUUCUUAUUUGCUCUGUUUUUACAAAAAGGGAUGGAGCACUCACGCACUACUCAUAGUAGGAUGAUUUUGUUUACAUUCCUUCAUGGGUUCAUCAUUUUAUGUAUGAGCACACCUUUGGAAUCUGCAACUCUACCCAGUGCCAGUGCUAAUGCUUCUGGAAAUGAAACUGAUUGCGUGGCGCUGCUGGACUUGAAGAAAAGAAUCACUCAAGAUCCUCUCCACGUCAUGAGCUCAUGGAAUGAUUCAAUUCAUUUCUGCAGUUGGGUUGGCGUUACGUGCAACCCUUCCACCAAAAGAGUCUUGAUUUUGGACUUGAGUUCUUAUAAAUUGGCAGGCUCUCUACCACCUUCCAUUGGAAAUCUUACUCAUCUUACUGGACUCAGCCUCAGAAACAACAGGUUCCAUGGUGAAAUUCCUCAAGAAAUGGGUCGUCUACGAAGCCUGCAAGCUCUUAACCUGUCUGAAAAUUCCUUGGGCGGGAAAAUUCCAACUAACAUAUCGCACUGUACCCAACUAAGGGUGCUGGAUCUUCGAUUCAAUGCGAUUACUGGGUCGAUUCCCGACGACCUCAGAUCAUUGAUGAGUUUAAAUCACCUAGAACUUUAUAGCAACAAACUGACUGGAACUAUCCCAAGUUGGAUUGGAAAUUUUUCAUCUCUAAAAGGCCUUCGUCUGACUCGCAACAAUUUUCAUGGGAACAUACCCAGUGAGCUCGGUCGUCUGACAAGCUUGGAGGUGUUCUCGCUAGCAGCGAAUAAUCUGUAUGGUAUUAUUCCUUCUUCAAUCUAUAAUAUUUCUUCCAUAAAGAAUUUUAGUGUUUCUGCCAACCAGCUCCAUGGAGAGGUACCACGAAAUCUCGGCAUUAAUCUUCCUAAUCUCGAAAGUUUUAUGUGUGGUAGCAACAAAUUCACGGGAACUGUUCCCGCAUCGUUGUUCAAUUCUUCUAGAAUUCAGAUCCUUGAUUUUCCUUCUAAUGGUUUCACGGGGACAGUCCCUGCUGAAAAUCUUGGAACCUUGCGAAGCUUAGUUAGCCUAAGCUUUGCUGACAAUAGUUUGGGAAACAAGAAAACUGACGAUUUGAAUUUCCUCAGCUUCUUGGCUAAUUGUACUAGCCUAAAGGCAUUGGAUCUUUCUAGUAAUCAAUUUGGAGGAGAAUUUCCACGAUCCAUAGCCAACCUUUCCACCCAACUAAGAUCUCUUUAUUUGGGGGGCAAUUUAAUCCACGGAAGCAUUCCUGACGACAUUGGAAAUCUUGUAAACUUAACCUUGUUAGCAAUGGAGCUUAACCAUCUAACUGGUACAGUCCCAGAUGGAAUUGGGAAGCUUCAAAAGUUAGCGGGACUGUAUUUGAAUGAUAACCAAUUUUCUGGACCAAUAGCGUCCUCUCUGGGUAAUUUGACUUCAGUGACACAACUGUACAUGUUCAACAACAGGUUUGAGGGAAGUAUACCUCCAAGUCUUGGGAAUUGCCGAAGUCUACUCGAACUCAAACUUUCUUAUAACAAUAUAACAGGCACCAUACCUAGAGAGCUUUUCGAAGUUUCAUCCCUUUCAAUUUCUUUGGAAAUUUCUCAAAAUUAUUUAACUGGUUCGUUACCAUAUGAAGUGGGUGAUUUGGUAAAUCUUGUGGAGCUGGAUGUAUCAGGAAAUAAGUUAUCAGGUGAAAUUCCAACAACUCUUGGCAGUUGUAUUAUGUUGAUGCGCCUGUAUUUGGAAGGUAAUGAAUUUGAAGGAACAAUUCCUCAAUCUCUUAAAAGUUUAAGAAGUCUGGAAGAAAUAGAUAUUUCACGCAACAACUUAUCAGGGCAGAUUCCUGAAAUUUUAGGCAUGUUAACGCAUCUUAACCGUCUCAAUCUUUCUUAUAAUGAUUUUGAGGGUGAAUUGCCUAAAGAAGGGAUCUUUUCAAAUGCAAGUGGUCUCUCAGUUAUUGGAAACAAUAGGCUUUGUGGUGGCCUCCCAAAAUUACGUCUACAUGCCUGCUCCAUCAAAAAGUCCCAUUCAUCUCAACGACUACUUGCCCCGAAGGUAAUCAUUCCUGUAGCUUGUGCACUUGCAUUCAUAAUCGCUUUGUCAUGCUUCCUCAUUGCUCGUUCAAAGGUGAAAAAGUCAAGAGGUGGACCUGCAGCUUCACAUUCUUAUAAGGGUUGGAAAUCAAUCUCUUACUCAGAACUUGUUCAAUCAACUGGCGGGUUCUCUGUGGACAAUCUGAUUGGUUCGGGAAGUUUUGGUUCUGUUUACAAAGGAGUACUUCCUGCUGAUGGGAGGGCAGUUGCUGUUAAGGUACUAAACCUUCAACAACAAGGAGCUUCCAAGAGUUUCAUUGAUGAAUGCAAAGUUUUAAGAAGCAUACGACACCGUAAUCUUCUCAAGAUCAUAAGUGCAUGCUCGAGCGUUGAUAAUCAGGGUAAUGACUUCAUGAGUCUAAUUUUCGAGUUCAUGGCCAAUGGAAGUCUAGACUCAUGGUUGCAUCCGAGAGAUGAUGAUGAAUCUCAAAGUAAGAGAUUGAGCCUUAUCCAAAGGCUCAAUAUUGCAAUUGAUGUUGCUUCUGCAUUAGAUUAUCUCCACCGCCAUUGUGAAACAACCAUUGUUCAUUGUGAUCUAAAGCCAAGCAAUGUUCUUCUUGGUGAUGAUAUGGUUGCCCAUGUUGGUGACUUUGGUUUAGCAAAGUUCCUCUUCGAAGCAUCAGAUAGUUCCUCCCAAAGUCAAACCAUUUCUGCUGGGCUAAGGGGUUCCAUCGGUUACAUUCCUCCGGAGUAUGGCAUGGGCGGCCAAGUUUCCAUCUUGGGAGAUAUUUAUAGCUUUGGAAUACUAUUGCUAGAAAUGUUCACAGGAAAAAGCCCUACAGAUGACAUGUUCACAGAAGGUCUAAGCAUUCACCAAUUCACAGCCAUGGCAAUGCCUGACCAUGCCAUGGACAUUAUUGACCCUUCAUUGCUCACUGAGAGAGAUGAUGCAGAUGUUGAUGAUGAAAGAUACAACAAUGACAUAAAAGCAAGGCCAAUUACAAGUUAUCAGGAUGGCAGCCCUAUUCGUGCAACAAGAUUGGAAGAGUGUUUGGUUUCGGUAAUGGAGAUAGGACUCUCAUGCUCUGCAAUAUUACCAUCUGAGCGGAUACAAAUGGAUGUUGUUAUGAACAAAAUGAAGGCAGCUAGAGACUCAUAUCUCUAUUUGAGAAGAAGAAGGAGAAUAAGAAGCUAGCAAUAUUCAAGACAGGGCUAAGUUUGUUAUCUGAUCUCAAAUCUGUAGCCGUAUCUAUUCGGAAGAAACUAUUUGAAUAAGGAUAUUAUAUGUAUCCAUGUCUGUGACAUUAUGUAAUGAUGUUUUAUUCUGUUUAUGCAUGGGCUUCUUCGUUUUGUAUG
Molecule: messenger RNA, 3449 nt
Organism: Prunus persica (peach)
Lineage: Eukaryota; Viridiplantae; Streptophyta; Magnoliopsida; Rosales; Rosaceae
Product: probable LRR receptor-like serine/threonine-protein kinase At3g47570
Exons: 2
Coding region: 1-3288 (1095 amino acids)
Biological process (GO): protein phosphorylation; hormone-mediated signaling pathway
Cellular component (GO): plasma membrane
Molecular function (GO): protein binding; protein kinase activity; ATP binding
Source: RefSeq, a predicted model, not a curated record